AUGACACUGAGCGACGAAAAGCUUCCGCAUUGGCACUACGAAGGGCCUGAUCCACUUGUGAAACAAGCUCGGUAUGGCAAUGUCCCGUUGGGGUUUCCUCCCUUGGAUGGUCCCAACAAGAUGGACCUGGGCGGCUACGUUCGUCCCAAUGUCAGCAACACCCAGAAUCCCAAGGGUCGUACCUUCUUCAACCUGGGUCUUCGCCUCAUGUUGAGUUACCAGCACGAAAUGGCAUCCAAAUGCUUCUUGGCAUGCCUGGAACACUCUCCCUACUGUGUCUUGGCACAUGCCUUGGUCGCACUCUGCCAUUCCCCCAAUUACAAUUUCAAAGGCGACGCCUACUACGAAUCGGCCAAUCAUCCACACGACGUCCAGAUACAAGACUUGCUCUGUACGUUUCCCAGUCAACAGGUCGCCGAUCGACAUUCCAAAGCUGCCGUGGACAAAAUUGAGUAUUUGCGGAAAAUCCAUCGCAAGGCAAACAAAUCGGGAGGAGGAGGCAAAGGAAAGAAAAAGGGCAAGGGGAAACAACAACCACAAUCUGCCAAAGCCAACAACAACGGCAACGGAACGGAAAAUCCGGAUGACGAAAAUGCAAUUGACGAGACUCCUCAAUUGAUCUCGGAUUUAGAAGCCAAACUUGUCGUGGCUAUUCGAGUCUUGUGCUGUCAACCAGGUCUCAGUCCGAGUCUAUCCGAGGAAAUGGUGGGGAGACCAUAUGCCGAUGCCAUGCGCAAGGUCUACCAAAAGUAUCCUAAUGAUCCUGAUGUGGCAUAUUGCUUUGCCGAAUCACUCAUGGUACUCAAUGCAUGGCAACUCUUCGAAUACCCGACGGGAAAGGCUGUGUCCCCCGAUGUCACAGAGUGUCACGAGAUAUUGGAAAAGAGUUUGAAACUUCACAGUCACCAUGCUGGUCUCUGCCACAUGUACGUGCACCUCUCGGAAAUGUCGGCCAAUCCGGCUCAAGCACUGGAGGCUUGCAAGCCCCUCCGCUGCGAAUUCCCGCAUGCAGGUCAUCUCAUUCACAUGGCAACGCACAUUGAUGUUUUGGUGGGAGACAAUGAAAAUUGCUUUCGCUACAACUAUAAUGCGAUACUGGCAGACGAACAAUCCAUGAGGUUCAGUCCACAAACAUCCGGGAAAGAGUCCUUCUACUUUGGUUAUAUUGUUCACAACUACCACAUGGCCGUUUAUAGUGGUAUUCUGGGUGCCUAUGAGAAGAAGUCCAUGGAAUUGGCGACAAAGUUAUCCUCCAUUGUAGACGAAGCAAUGUUCGUCGAGUCGCCGUACCUAACCGCGUAUCUGGAGUCAUACUCGGCCCUGGAAAUUCAUACGAUGAUACGGUUCGGACGUUGGAAGGAGCUUUUGGAGAUUGAACCGCCUAAAGACAAAAAGCUCAUGCUGUACCGUGCCGCCAGUAUCAAAUUUGCCAGAAGCCUGGCGUUGGCGGCGCUUGGAGACAUUGCCGAGGCUAGAAAAGAAGCGGAUCGUUUCGACAGCAUUCGGAAGCAACCUGAUGCCGAGGAUCGCAUCCUACACAACAACUCUGUUGCGGAUCUGUUGGCGGUGGAUGCUGCCAUGUUACGAGGAGAGAUCCUUUAUAGAGAGGGGAAGCAUGACCAAGCUUUUGUAUUGCUCCGUACAGCUGUCAAAUUGCAGGACGAUUUGAACUAUGACGAACCCUGGGGAAAGAUGCAACCCACUCGACAUGCUUUGGGGGGACUGCUGUUGGAACAAGGUCACGUUGGCGAAGCUGAAGAAGUGUUUCGGAAAGAUCUUCUCUUCCACCCUCGAAAUCCUUGGGGGAUAGUCGGGUUGUUGGGCUGCCUGAAAAAGAAAUUAGGCGGGGGCUGCUGCGGGUCUGGUGGAGCAAAUGCUGAGAAGGACGUGUCCGCAGAGAUAUCAGAGCUGGAGGAGCAGCUGACCACAUGUCGGAAGAGCGAUUACAUGGACUUCGACGUUGUGGUGGCGUGUGAGUGUUGCAAACGGGAAACGAACUAA
Seminavis robusta is the source of this 2001-nucleotide messenger RNA. The record is from the annotation of a GenBank genome assembly. Lineage: Eukaryota; Bacillariophyta; Bacillariophyceae; Naviculales; Naviculaceae.